Molecule: messenger RNA, 964 nt
Organism: Camelina sativa (false flax)
Lineage: Eukaryota; Viridiplantae; Streptophyta; Magnoliopsida; Brassicales; Brassicaceae
Source: RefSeq, a predicted model, not a curated record
GCUCCUUCUAUAUAACUCAUCUCUGCGUUUACACACACACCCCUCCUCCCAACAAUUACUCUCUCUUUCUCUCUCUCUCAGAUUCCUCUGAUAUGGCUGCUGACGUCAGCUCUCUUGUACGGUUACUUAGCGGUUACAAAGACGAUCGAGCGGUGGUGAAAGAAUCUCCCGGAACCAAAUCUACUGCGCUCAUGACUCGCGACCUCCUUGGAAGCGGAAGAGGAGGAGGAGGAUCAGGUGAUCGCUCUCUUGAGCUUGACCUCGACCUUCAAGUCCCUUCCGGUUAUGAAAAACGCCUCGAUUUGAAGUCAGGGAAAGUGUAUUUGCAACGAUGCAAUUCAACGAGCUCAUCAAACGCAGAACAAUCGAAUCAAACAGUACCGACGUUUCAAGAUUUGAAUUUCCCACCGAAUCCGAGUAAUAGUAAUCCUCCGAAGCCUUUGUUAAACCUCUUCGACGACACCACGUCGACGCUUGAACUUAAGCUACUCCCUUCGUCUCGUUCUUCACGUCCUUUGUCGUUAUCUCCAAACAACACUACUACUAAUAAUAGUAGUAGUAAUUUCCAGAGCGUUUGCACUCUCGACAAGGUGAAAUCAGCUCUGGAGAGAGCGGAGAGAGAUCCUCCGUCUGUGUUCAAGAAACGUCAAUCGCCGGACGAUACGGUACUUUCUGAUGAUGAUUAUGAUAGGACGCCGGUGGCGGCGGGGUGUCCUGGAUGUUUGUCGUAUGUUUUGGUGAUGAUGAACAACCCGAAAUGUCCAAGGUGUGAUACCAUUGUUCCUUUGCCUGCUGCAAAUUCUAAUUCUUUCAAGAUCAAGGAGAAGAAGAAGCCUAAGAUUGAUCUCAACAUAUCAAUCUAAAACAACAACCUUUGGGGGGGUUUAAUUGGAAACAUUUUUCAUUAUUUUUGGGGGGGGGUCCUCUGUGUUGUAAAUGAUAGAUUUAAAAAGAAAAAAAAAAA